Chrysoperla carnea is the source of this 1900-nucleotide messenger RNA. Its product is annotated as uridine-cytidine kinase-like 1. Lineage: Eukaryota; Metazoa; Arthropoda; Insecta; Neuroptera; Chrysopidae. The coding region runs from base 149 to 1843 and encodes 564 amino acids. The record is from RefSeq and is a predicted model, not a curated record. The transcript is spliced from 8 exons. Gene Ontology annotation, molecular function: ATP binding; kinase activity. Gene Ontology annotation, cellular component: cytoplasm.
UUGUCAAUAUGUGAGGAGCCGAGGCUAACUAACACUGCUAGCGCUAAGUUCGACAGAACACAGUCAUUAUAAUAUACCUUUAUUGCAUACAUACAAUACGUCUAAUUUUACUUACCUACAUUGUUAUUUAUCUGUUUCUUUUAAAAACAUGGCUGCUAAAGUACCACAAUUUGACCCUCCGUCAUCAGCAAGUUCCGACAGUGAUGGUGGUGAGGCUAGAGUAGAUUAUCAUGAAGUAUUCUCUGAAGACGAUGGUUUGGAAGAAGAGGAAGCUCAAGCUGGUGAUUAUUAUGUUUCACCUGCGUCUCCGAGUACAGUGCCUUAUGUUACCCGUCCGGCAUCAACAGGUUCACAAAAAUCGCCAAGAUCUAGGAGACAACGUACUACAUCUUUAUCUCAGUCAGCUACAAAAACAACAACAGAAUCUAUAAUACGAAGUCAAACAAGAACAAUUUAUACUGCUGGACGGCCUCCUUGGUAUAAUUCAGCUGGACAACAUGUGGAGCCUUUUGUUAUAGGUAUUUGUGGUGGAAGUGCAUCAGGCAAAACAACAGUUGCAACAAAAAUUAUAGAAUCAUUGGAUGUACCAUGGGUGACAUUGUUAAGUAUGGACUCAUUUUAUAAAGUGCUUAAUGAGAAACAGCAUAUUCUUGCUGAGAAUAAUGAAUAUAAUUUUGAUCAUCCGGAUGCAUUUGAUUUUGAAUUAUUAUUUGAAGUAUUACAACGAUUAAAACAUGGUAAAAAAGUGGAAGUUCCCGUUUACAAUUUUGUUACACACAGCAGAGAAAAUAGAACGAAAACUAUGUACGGUGCAAAUGUAAUUAUAUUUGAAGGAAUUCUAACAUUUUAUAACAGCGAUGUAAGCAAAUUAUUAGAUAUGAAAAUAUUCGUUGAUACAGAUGCUGAUGUGAGGCUUGCCAGACGAUUGAAAAGGGAUAUUUCACAACGUGGUCGUGAUUUAGAAGGUGUAUUAAAACAGUACUGUACAAUGGUACAACCAUCAUUUAACUAUUACAUAGCUCCAAGUAUGGUACAUGCUGAUAUCAUUGUACCUCGUGGUGGGGAUAACGAAGUUGCUAUUGAAUUAAUUGUACAACAUGUUCAUACACAAUUACAGCUUAGAGGCUUUAAAUUACGUGAAAAACUAGCCCACUCGUAUAUUGGACAACCAAUGCCAGAAAAUUUAUUACUACUACCAACAACACCACAGAUACGCGGUUUACAUACAUUUAUUAGAAAUAGAGAAACAUCACGAGAUGAAUUCAUAUUUUAUUCAAAACGCUUAAUACGUCUUGUGAUCGAAUACACGUUGUCAUUGUUACCAUUUCAAAAUGUUACAGUUGAUACACCACAAGGUGUUUUGUAUCAAGGUAAACGUGGUGCUAGUAAUAAGGUAUGUGGUGUGUCAAUUUUACGUGCUGGUGAAACAAUGGAGCAAGCUGUCUGUGAUGUUUGUAAAGAUAUACGAAUUGGAAAAAUAUUAAUUCAAACGAAUUUAAUUACUGGUGAACCAGAGUUGUAUUAUCUUCGUCUUCCCAAAGACAUCAAAGAUUACAAAGUAAUAUUAAUGGAUGCAACAGUAGCAACAGGUGCUGCGGCCAUGAUGGCAAUACGAGUAUUAUUAGAUCAUGACGUAGCCGAAAGUAAUAUCUAUAUAGUAUCAUUAUUAAUGGCUGAAUCGGGUGUGCAUUCAAUUGCGUAUGCAUUUCCUAAAGUACAAAUUGUAACGACUGCUGUAGAUCCAGAAAUCAACGAGAAAUUUUAUGUACUACCGGGUAUUGGAAAUUUUGGAGAUCGAUAUUUUGGUACUGAACCAUGUGAUGAAAUCAUUGUUGUUCAAUAAUUUUGUUUUGUGUUAUUUAUUUUCAUUAUCUUCGAUAAAGCGUGGAAGUAAGCAUGA